Puccinia triticina is the source of this 381-nucleotide messenger RNA. RefSeq lists its product as uncharacterized. NCBI's taxonomy places the organism in Eukaryota, Fungi, Basidiomycota, Pucciniomycetes, Pucciniales, Pucciniaceae. Bases 1 to 381 code for a protein of 126 amino acids. The transcript has 4 exons. The record is from RefSeq and is a predicted model, not a curated record.
AUGUUUCUUGACCCAACACCACUCAUCCAGCACUCAACCGUCCAGGUUCUCCCUUUCUUUGUUCUUGGGACAGCUCUGGGCCUGGUCACCGCGGAUCGUGCGCAACCCAACGCCGAUUCCCCUUUUUCAUGCAGCAUCGUUCACCCGAUCGGAUACUGCGGCCGAAACGCGAACCCGCCCACAUCCCCCCAAACCACCAAAAUGGCGUUAGCAGGAGGCCAUAGAACACAUUAUGCUUGUGAGAAAUCACUGCAUAUGUUUACUAACUAUUGUUGCCAACGACACACACUAAAACUCCAAGAUACUACUAACCCAAAAGUCAAAAUUGCUCAGACAGUCGAUGUUGGCAAUAUCUGCCAACCCGGACUAGUACCGCACUGA